Parnassius mnemosyne (clouded apollo) is the source of this 1977-nucleotide messenger RNA. Lineage: Eukaryota; Metazoa; Arthropoda; Insecta; Lepidoptera; Papilionidae. The record is from the annotation of a GenBank genome assembly.
AUGAGUCGAAGGAAAAAUUUGAAUUCUGAUGAUAUUCAACAGUUUCUCGAAAUUCCUUCCGGUAGUGAAGAUGACCUGGAACUGUCUGAUGAGGACAGCGAUGACGAUUUGAUCAGAAUCCAGGAUUUGGUGUUGAACGAAGUGGAGACGUGCCCUGAAGUACUACAGGAUGAUUUCUUCGAUGAGAACGUGAGCAUACCUAGUCCAAGGUCAAGCAGUAGUAUGUUAGUGAUUCAGCCAACAAGCAGUUCUUCUAACACAGCCAACGUUGCAUCACAACCUAGUACUUCCAGGCAAGUAAAUCCUAGAUCCAGCCGAGUAGCAUCACGACCUCAAGCAGUACCUACUCCCCGCAUCAUUUCACCUUCCCCACAGCCUGUCAGGCCUGCCAGGCCAAAACCUAAGAGAGAAUACAUAUGGCGGAAGAUGGACUUUCAGCCACCUGAUACCACAUUUACUGGCGUUGACGUGUUGGAACAACCAUAUACUACAUUUGAAACACCUUUGCAGUACUUUUUGCACUUUUUUGACGACGAUUUGUUGGAUCACAUUGCUGAAGAAUCUACUAAAUACAGCAUACAGAAGGAUUGCUCAAAGCCAGUUUUGGUUACAAAGACGGAACUCAAAAAAUAUUUAGGCAUCUGUCUCUUGUUAGGACUGGUGCCACAGCCAAACAUUCGCAUGUUGUGGAAUUCUAUAUUAGGUAUACCACUUAUAAUUGAAACGAUGACACUCGGUAACUUUGAAAAAUUACGAAGUGUCAUACAUUUCAAUGACAACAUAAAUUACAAACCUAGAGGAGAGCCAGGACACGACAGACUUUUCCGUAUUAGACCCUUAUUGGAAACAUUGAGAAAGAAAUGUCAAGCUGUGCCGAAACGAGAGACACUUUCGGUGGAUGAGCAAAUGUGCGCUACCAAAGCCUGCAACUUCCUCCGCCAGUAUCUCCCGAACAAACCUCAUAAGUGGGGAUACAAGUUGUUGGUGUUGUGUGAUGAUAAAGGUUUUGCUUAUGACUUUGAAAUCUACUCCGGCGCAGAAAAUGAUCCUGAGUUGAGGCUGCCCGACGAAUGUGAUUUAGGAGCGAGUAGCAACAUUGUUGUACGCCUAUGUCGCAGUGUUCCAAGAAAUCAAAAUUAUAAGAUCUUUUUCGAUAAUUAUUACACGUCUCCUGAAUUGAUUUCUUACUUGGCUAAAAAAGGCAUUCAUACAUUAGGCACCGUGAACAAGGGUCGUAUGGGGAUGACUUUGAAAAUGCCAUCUCAAAAAGAAUUGACGGCCGCUACAAGGCCGCGCGGCUAUUCAGAAGGAUGGGUGGCUACUGUUGAUGCAGUACCAGUCUCAGCAGUGCUGUGGCUAGACAGCAAAUCUGUUGUUCUCGCAUCUUCUUUUGUCGGUGAACAACCUAAAUAUAAAGUAAAACGUUUCUGUAAGAAACGUAAACAAUACACAGAAGUCAACGCCCCAAAUAUUAUUGGACAUUACAAUCGGCAUAUGGGCGGAGUAGAUCUCCUUAACUCUUUCAUAGGAAAACACAAAAUAAAAAUGCGUACAAGAAAGUGGUACAUGAGAAUAUUCUAUCAUUUGCUAGAUGUGAUGCUGAUAAAUAGCUGGCUUUUAUAUAAAAGAGUAGAGACGCAGAGAGAAAACACAAAAAUGAUGAAGUUACGAGAAUUCCGACUGGAGGUGGCCAAAGCAUUGUGUUGGUGUGGACCGUCAAUAAUAAAGAAGAGAGGAAGACCCUCCUCAUUUGUAUCUGACAUGCUUGAUGAAAGAAUCAAAAGGAAGCCAAAACUCAAUGUACCACCAAAAGAUGUCAGGACCGAUGGAAUGGAACACUUUCCUAUUUGGUCUAACAUUAGGAAGCGAUCUAAGUUACCUGCUUGUAAGGGGAAAUCUUUUGUAAUUUGCCAGAAAUGUAACCAGGCACUCUGUCUCAACAAGGACAAGAACUGUUUUUUGUCAUUCCACAAAUAG